AUGGCUGAAGGACCUGAUCCAGUUGUUGCUGAUCUCGAGCAAGAAGUGACCUGUGGCAUCUGUCAUGACCGCUACCAGGAGCCAAAGCUGCUCCCUUGUUGUCACUACUACUGCAAGCAAUGCAUCCUCACACUCUCCAGUCGCUACCGACCCAACCAGCCGUUCCCCUGCCCCGACUGUCGUGAGCCCACUCUAUUGCCAGACAACAACCCAGACAGACUGACCACUGCGUUCUUUAUCAACCGGAUGAAAGCACUUCACUCGAGGAUGGAGAAAGCCCAUGGCAAGUUGGAGACCACUUGUGAAAUGUGCUCUGGGGGAAAGGCCACUGCAUUCUGCCGACAGUGUGUCAAUUUCAUCUGUGAGGAUUGUGUAAGACCUCAUCAACGUAUGAAAGUGUUUGCUACACAUAUCGUCUCCACUCUGGACGAGCUCAAACAAGGCGGAGUCAAAGAACUAACAUUCGAAAACCCACCACCCCCAAAAUGCAAAGAUCACGAAAAGCCAAAAAAGAUUUUCUGUUUCGAUUGCAACAAGCUUAUCUGUCGAGACUGUAUCGUUAUUGAACACGCUGGACACAAUUACGAAUUUGUAAAGAAAGCCGCCCCCGCAACUCGCAAAAAGCUGACGGAGCACCUCUCCCCACUCAAGAACCUACUGCCUGAUCUGAGCACCGCUGUGAAUCAAGUGAAAGGAACUAAACAGAAGAUCCAGGCCCAGAAAGAACUGACAGAGAGACAAGUGAAUGCCAAGUUCCAGGAGCUACAUGAUAUUCUCAAUCGAUGCAAGGUCCGUGUUUUACGAGAAUCUUCUGCUUUGGCUGAUUCAAAGAUGGAGAAGCUGACAGUUCAAGAGAAGGGUCUGGACCUGUCCCUGGGCACUGCUCAGAGUUUGAUUGACUUUGUAGAGCGUACACUGGAGAAUGCAAGUGAUGAAGAACUGAUUACGAUGCAAGAGCAGGUGGUGAGUCGAAUCGAUGCCGAGGUGUUGAAGCGAGGGAAGGAAGCAGCCAAUCCUGAUCCAGUGGAGAAAGAUGAUUUUGGAGUCGAAGUGUUUGUUUGUGAGGAUCUCAAGAAGUUGUGUGAGAACAAUGUGAGAGUGUAUGAUGGUAAAGUGGAUCCAGCAAAGUGCACUGUGGAAGGAGAUGGAGCUAGAACUGCUGAAAUCGAUAAACCUAACAAUUUUUCGAUUCUUGUGGAAUGUAAUACACAAUUAAAGCAUCCUACAAUACAAGUGGUUUUAAAAUCGCUAGUUGAUCAAUCAUCUCAACAGCUACAAGCAGUGCCUGUGAGGGGUGGAGUGUACAGCGUUGAGUACACCCCUAGGAUACGUGGUCGACACCACCUCCUGAUCUCAGUGGAUGAUCAGCCCAUCCCAGGAAGCCCCUUCUCUAUGUUCAUUAAAAUACCCCCCACCAAGCUGGACAAACCAGUGAAGGUGAUAACAGGAAUCAAUAACCCUCGGUAUAUGGCAUUUAAUUCGUUAGAAGAACUGAUUGUAACUGACGGUAGUGGUGAUGUUUUGGUGUUUGACAAGAAAGGAAAACAAAUUCAAAUCUUCAGCAAAUCAAAGCAUGGGGUUGACAAUAUCUAUGGUAUGGCAGUAGACAAGGAGGACAACAUCUAUGUCUGUGACUGCAGCAAACACUGUGUGUACAAGUUCAACAAAAGAGGAGAUCUACUGAAGAGGUUUGGGACGAAGGGAAGUGGUCCAAAGGAACUCAACUGGCCUCGAGGGAUAGCAGUCGCUGGUGAUCAAGUGUUUGUGUGCGAUCAAGACAAUCACAGAGUCCAAGUGUUGACGACAGAACUGGAGCCAGUCAAGCAGAUUGGUUCAAAGGGAACUGGUAAUAGACAUUUUAACCACCCAGAGGAUGUUGCAGUGGACAAUGAACAAAUGAUGUAUGUCACUGACUAUGGUAAUCAUCGUGUUCAAGUGCUCACUAUGGAUGGUCGGUUUAUUCACUCGAUUGGAAAGAAAGGAAGUGGACAAGGAGAUCUGUCUGACCCGUAUGGUGUGUGUGUCACUGGUUUUGUUUAUGUUGCUGAGGAUAGUAACAAUCGUGUGUUAGUGUUCACUAAAGACGGUCAGUUUGUCACAUCAUUUGGUAAUGGUCAUAUCACUGAUCUUUAUGGAGUAGCUGUGGACAGUGAUGGUUUUGUUUAUGUGCGCAGUCAAGAAUCUGUUGUUAUAUUUUAGUUGUGUGUAGCAAUCUGUGUUUUAUGUGUAUGUACUGAGAAGCAGUUAGUUGUACUGACGAUCUUUACCUGCCUGCUGCCAAUUUUGGGAAAGAUCGUUUGUGAUUGUGUUAUGAUGAUCUUUACCAUCUUAUUACAAGUGAAAAUGAACAAGUACCUAGCACACUCUGUAUCUGAAGUUGCAUCAGUUGCAUGGACCCAUUAUACAACUACAGAGAGAGCAGAGCCACUGCUUGCAAGACUCCACUAUCAAUCAGAUCUCGAUAACCUCACUAAAAGUGACAAUCUCAAUGAACAAGAUUGAAGUAUAUACCGGUACCCACUGAUGACCAACCAAGCUCUGAAGAUAGACCAUUUGACCCCUACACGGCCCAGUCCCUAGUUUGUGAGCUCAACAACCAGGUGAUGAUGUCUCAAGCAUUAGCAGCAGAAGCCACGUUCAUUACACAGCAAGCUACAUUUGAGGUACAAGAUCAGCCCCUCCCCCCAGAGGAUGAAG
This is a messenger RNA of Halichondria panicea, 2697 nucleotides long. RefSeq names its product tripartite motif-containing protein 3-like. The transcript has a single exon. The record is from RefSeq and is a predicted model, not a curated record. Lineage: Eukaryota; Metazoa; Porifera; Demospongiae; Suberitida; Halichondriidae. Bases 1 to 2199 code for a protein of 732 amino acids. Gene Ontology annotation, molecular function: zinc ion binding; protein binding.